CCGGUGACAUCAGUUAGGUUUGAAGAAGAAAAAAAGUCUCAGCUCUCGACUCAAACCGUGCAGUGGUUCAACAAGGGGGCCGAGAGCGCCUUCCCGACUUUUUCAAUUAUAUAGCCCGCAAAGAGAACUGGACGAAACUGUAGGCUUUCAUCUCAACUACUAUAAUUUGACCUCGUCAACCCGGGGAGUGAGGAUUAUAACAUUUAUUCAGAGAAUAUGUCAACCUCAGACGAGGCAGACGGGCUUCGGCCGAGAUAUGGGUCCGUUCUGGAUGGUGUGGAGCGACUCACAGCAGAGGAGAUGGACGAGAGGAGGCAGCAGAACAUGGCCUACGAAUACCUCUGUCAUCUCGAGGAGGCGAAACGGUGGAUGGAGGCGUGUCUGGAUGAGGAGCUCCCGCCCACCACAGAGCUGGAGGAGGGGCUUAGGAACGGGGUGUACCUGGCCAAACUCGGCAACUUCUUCGCCCCACAAACCGUUUCCAUCAAGAAGAUCUACGACCGCGAGCAGACCCGCUACAAGGCGACUGGGCUUCAUUUUAGACAUACAGACAACGUCAUCCAGUGGCUCAAUGCCAUGACAGAGAAGGGCCUGCCAAAGAUCUUCUAUCCAGAGACUACAGACAUCUAUGAUAGGAAGAACAUGCCGCGCUGCAUCUACUGCAUACAUGCUCUCAGUUUGUACCUGUUCAAGCUGGGUCUAGCCCCUCAGAUCCAGGACCUGUAUGGCAAGGUGGACUUCACAGAGGAGGAGAUUAACAACAUGAAGAGUGAACUGGAGAAGUAUGGAAUCCAGAUGCCCGCCUUCAGCAAGAUUGGUGGCAUCCUGGCCAAUGAGCUGUCAGUGGAUGAGGCUGCGUUGCAUGCUGCAGUGAUAGCCAUCAAUGAGGCCAUAGACCAGGGGGUUCCCGAGGGCACCAUGGCUGCCAUGCAGAACCCCAACGCCAUGCUGCUUCAGAUGAACACCUGCUCUGCCCAGCACUACCAGGACAUGCUGCACAGUGCCAAGGCUGAGAAGGUGGCCAACUCACGCAAACGGCUGGGGGAGAACUCCGACGCAGAGAGAGAUGUCUAUGAAGAGCUCCUCACACAGGCUGAGAUCCAGGGCAACGUCAACAAGGUCAACUUGACCAGUUCCCUGAGUGCAGCCGAGCAGGCCCUGCUGAGUGGUGAUGAAGACCGGCUGUAUGAGGCACUUCGCUCCCAGGCUUUGGGCCUACACCGCCUGCAGGCCCAGAACAAGGGCUGGUACCUCAAACAGCUGAUGGCUGCCCGCGAGGACAAAGAACAGAAUUGUCCAGGGGAGGCGCUGACUAAAGAUGAGUUGCAAACUGGAGUAGAUGCAGCCAAUGGGAUUGCAGCAGGCUAUCAGAAAAUGUUGCAGGCGGUGGAGAGGAUAAACACGGCCGUCAGAGCGGGUGUGCCCGAGAACACUGCAGCAGAGCUGAUGAACCCUGAUGCCCAGCUGCCCGAGGUCUACCCCAGCGCUGCCGACCUCUAUCAGAGAGAGCUGACCAGCCUGCAGCAGCAGAGCCCAGAUGGUUCUCUGUCCCACCCGGAGCUACUGGUUGCCGUGGAGAUGUUGUCGUCGGUGGUGUUGAUAAAUAGGGCGUUGGACGUGGGUGACCGGAAUUCCAUGUGGAGACAACUGGCCAGCGCCGUUACUGGACUCAGUAACGUAGAGGACGAAUACGCACAGAGGUAUAUGGAUGAAUUGAUGCGGCUGAAGGCAGUGGCCAGGGAGGAAGGCAGUGACUAUCUGACCUGGAACGACAUCCAGGCCUGUGUUGACCAGGUCAACUUGACCAUACAGGAGGAGCACGAACGUAUUGUGGCCAUCGGUCAGAUCAACGAAGCUCUGGAUGGGGGAGACCCACAGAACACCCUAGAAGCCCUCCAGCACUCUGCAGCCAAGCUAACAGACGUAGACCCCUCCGUCGCCCAGCACUACUACGACAAACUGCUUGAGACCCGCAGGGAGAAGGCACAUGAGACCCAGGACCCCUCCGCUGUGCUCUGGUUGGAUGAGAUCCAGGGCGCCAUACUGAUGUCCAAUAAGGAUACCCAGGAGGCCUUGCAGUUCUCCCAGGCCAUCCAGGCCAUCAACAGAGCGGUGGACAGUGGCGAGGCGCCGAAGACCCUGGCUGCUCUGCGCUCCCCUGGGGCCGGCCUCUACGGAGUCACCCCUGAGUGUGCCCAGAACUACCAGGACGACUUGGCCAAGAUCAGACAGGACAAGACCCAGGCUGGUGACAACGGCAGUGACUGGAUGAAGCACUGGGUGAAGGGAGGACACAACUACUACUACAACCUGAAGACAGGAGAGGGCUCCUGGACUGAACCUGCAGACUUCCUCCAGAACAACACCCAGCUCAACAAGGAGGACAUCCAGUCUGUGGUUUCCGGGGUGACCACCACCUACAACCGGGAGCAGCUGUGGCUGGCCAAUGAGAGCCUGAUUGCCAAGCUGCAGGCCGGAUGCCGUGGCUACCUGGUGAGGAAAGGCCUGAAGGAGAGAAAAGACUUCCUGAAAUCCCAGGACCCUGCCAUUACCACCAUACAGGCUCAUUUUAGAGGCUACAAGCAGAGGAAGGUCUAUAUAAAGAGGAAGGAGUACCUGAAUGACCACAGUGAGGAUGCUGUAAAGAUCCAGUCGAUGGUGAGGAUGCACCAAGCUCGCAAGAAGUACAGAGACCGCCUUAAGCACUUCAAGGACCAUAUCAAUGAAGUAGUGAAGAUCCAGGCGUUCAUCAGAGCCAACAAAGCCAGAGACGACUACAAGACACUCAGUGAGUAUGAUGAUGAUGAGAACCCUCACCCACCACUGGCUUUCUCUUUUCACCAUCUCCUCUCCAUACGGAGUCUCCUCUCCAUCGUGGGUAACCUGCUGUACUACCGCUACAUGAAUCCGGCCAUCGUGGCGCCCGACGCCUUCGACAUCAUCGACCUGUCGGCCGGAGGUCAGCUGACCACAGACCAACGGCGGAACCUGGGCUCCAUCGCCAAGAUGCUGCAGCACGCCGCGUCCAACAAGAUGUUCUUGGGGGACAACGCCCACCUCAACCCCAUCAACGAGUACCUCAGCAGCUCCUACCAGAAGUUCAGGCGUUUCUUCUUGGCGGCGUGUGACGUCCCAUCAUUGGAGGACAAGUUCAACGUGGAUCAGUACUCUGACCUGGUCACGCUUCAGAAACCUGUCAUCUACAUCUCUAUAGGGGAGGUCAUCAACACACACACGCUGCUGUUGGACCACCAGGAUGCCAUCGCCUCGGAGCACAACGACCCCAUCCACGAGCUGCUGGAGGAUCUGGGAGAGGUGCCCACCAUAGAGUCCCUCAUCGGUGAGAACCCCCUCCCCCCAGGGGACCCCAACAGGGAGACGAUGGGGAAGACCGAGGUGUCCCUCACCCUCGCCAACAAGUUUGACGUCCCCGGAGAGGCCAAUGCUGAGAUGGACGCCAGGACUCUACUGCUUAACACCAAGCGGCUGAUCGUGGAUGUGAUCCGGUUCCAACCUGGAGAAACACUCACUGAGAUUCUGGAGGGUGCUGCCAGUCCUGAACAGGAAGUGGAGUACCAGCGUGCUAUGCAGCGGCGUGCCAUCCGUGAUGCCAAAACCCCGGAGAAGAUGAAGCAGGCCAAGCCGGUGGUGGAUGACAGCCUGACGCUGCAGGGCAAGAAGGACAAGAUCAGGAGCAACCUGCAGCGCCUGGCAGAGCUGGGCAAGGUGCACCCUGAGAACCGCUACCAGGACCUCAUCAACGACAUCGCCAAGGACAUCCGAAACCAGCGGCGGUAUCGGCAGCGGAGGAAGGCGGAGCUGGUGAAGCUCCAACAGACUAACACCGCCCUCAACUCCAAGACCGCCUUCUACAAUGUCCAGAUUGACUACUACAAUCAGUACAUCAAGACCUGCAUGGACAACCUGGCCAGCAACAAGGGCAAGCUGUCAAAGAAACCAGGUGACACCAAGGCCAAGAAGAGUAAACAGGUGUCUCAGAAGUACACCGCCGCUCGCCUCCAUGAGAAGGGUGUGCUGAUCGAGAUUGAAGACCUGCAGACAAACCAGUUUAAGAAUGUUAUCUUUGAGAUCUCUCCGUCGGAGGCGGUUGGAGUGUUCGAUGUGAAGGCCAAGUUCAUGGGAGUGCACUUGGAGACGUUACAGUUGGAAUACCAGGACCUCCUCCAGCUGCAGUACGAGGGUGUGGCUGUGAUGAAGCUCUUCGACAGGGCCACCAUCAAUGUCAACCUGCUCAUCUUCCUGCUCAACAAGAAGUUUUACGGAAAAUAGAUGGAUGAGUCGGGGAGAGGGAGGGAAAGAAGGAGAGGGGGCUACAGACACUGUUGAGAACAGAACAUCUAACAGAGGGCCUUGGCUCUAUGCUGUCUUGUCUUAGCUCGGUUUCCCCCUCUUCCGCACUACUUUAAGUAUAUGUAUUCAUUAUGUGCCUUAUUGAGAUGGAAUAUUCACCGUACGGUAUGUGCCUUAUUGGCAAAGGAAAAGUCCACCGGAAGCCUGCUGGAUGCGCCCAGUGUAUCCUGGUCAGGAUUCAGAGUGCUUUUUGUGUUACUAUGUUACUGUAAGACUGUCAAAGGUAUAAGAUAUGGAUGUGUCUGUGUCAGGCGCUUGUUUUCCGGUUAUUUGAAACACAGUUCAACAGUUGCAUGCUGAUGACAUCACGCAAGCAAUUUUGUCAUACAGUAUAGCUUGAAGAAACUUGCAAAUCCACUAUUGGCAUAGGAAUAGCCUUUCAAGAGUAGACUGAACAAUCAAUGUAGAAAAGAUGUGUUUAUUAUGCUUUGUGUUAAAUAAAUGUAUAAAAGAAAA
Messenger RNA from Salvelinus fontinalis (brook trout), 4827 nucleotides. Its product is annotated as ras GTPase-activating-like protein IQGAP1. The coding region runs from base 217 to 4290 and encodes 1357 amino acids. Lineage: Eukaryota; Metazoa; Chordata; Actinopteri; Salmoniformes; Salmonidae. The record is from RefSeq and is a predicted model, not a curated record. Gene Ontology annotation, cellular component: cytoplasm; nucleus. The transcript has 32 exons. Gene Ontology annotation, molecular function: GTPase activator activity; actin filament binding; calmodulin binding. Gene Ontology annotation, biological process: regulation of actin cytoskeleton organization; regulation of GTPase activity.